This is a messenger RNA of Chlamydomonas reinhardtii, 3717 nucleotides long. RefSeq lists its product as uncharacterized. The coding region runs from base 187 to 2652 and encodes 821 amino acids. The transcript has 9 exons. Gene Ontology annotation, cellular component: cytoplasm. Gene Ontology annotation, biological process: lipid metabolic process. Lineage: Eukaryota; Viridiplantae; Chlorophyta; Chlorophyceae; Chlamydomonadales; Chlamydomonadaceae. The record is from RefSeq and is a predicted model, not a curated record.
CAUACUUUGCGUCCAUUCGAUCUCGCGCUGCUUGGCGGACCGACAACUCGCUUGAGCUUCAAGAACGCGACUCGUCGGGAGCCCAUGUCGCACACGCGGCAAGCAAUAUGGCCGCUGAUGCUCCUGUUGUGCGGAGCCUGUGCUGGAUAUGGAAUGCGAAAUCGAGUACCUCCCUCUGGCCUCACCAUGGGUGUCACGACGACAAUCCCCUGUGGCGUUCUUGGCAGCUACAGCUACAGGCUGUGUGCCCUCCUGCAGCAGCACCUGCCGCCGCAGUUGGGCCCCUUCCUGUCGCGUGCCUGCGCCGCCGCUUUCGGUAGCGGCGGCGGUGCACGCCUGCUCAACAGCGCUCGCGCGCGUGCUGAACAGACGCCACCAACAGCCAAAGCAGCGGCUACAGCAGCGCUCACGCAGUCUAGCGAUGUGCAGCGCGACAGCCCGCGGCCCGUCGGGGAGAGCAGGCCGAUGGAUGGUGCAGGUUGUGAGGAUCGGCAGGGGCAGGGCGUGGUGGAAGCACACCAGGCGGGAGACGGCAGUGUUUACCGCACUCGCUGCUCACAGCAGCAGCCCCAGCACCGGCAGCACAGGAGAGGCAGUCACGGAGCAGCACAGAAAUUAGAGGAGGUGUGGUGGGGUCACGGCGCCUGCUACGACCUAGGCAGCGACUUCGGGGCUGUAGCACGGCCGGCGCCGGCAGGGGCGGAUGCAGGCAGCGCGACAAGCGUGCGGAAAGAGGGCAGCGCAGCCGGCGGUGAGGGUGGCGGUGCUGAGGGUAGCGGCGCUGGCGUGCGCCUGACUUUGUCGUCUACAGCUGUCGGUGGGGCAGUGUCGGCAGCGGCACACAACGACCGCGAAACAAUCGCAUCGGAGCGGCGUCGCGGGCUGCAGGGCAGUGGCGAGGCGGGCCAGAGGCUUGCCAGGCGCGGUAGCAGCAGUAGCAGCGGUAGCAGCAGUAGCAGCGAUAGCAGCAGCAGUAGUAGCAGUAGCAGUGAUAGCAUGAGCCAUGCCGGUGCGGCAGGCGGUAGCGGCGGCGGCAGCGGCGGCGGCGGCGGCGGCGGGUUCUCGCCGGUGUUGUAUCUGGCCCCACUGACCGGCACCGGGCUGCAGGCACGACUGAAGGACAAGCCGCGCGUGCCUGUGUGGUGGUGCUCCCGCUCCACGCCCGACUGGUUCACCCUGUGGCCGGCACUGCAGAGUGUGCUGCCGCCCGCCUUCCCCUGCUACGCCGACAACCUGAGGCUUGAGCCCGCACGCGGCGCCGACUGCCCGCCAGCGGCUGAUGGCUCCACUGCGCCGCCUGUGUGCGCCGUGUCGCCGGCCGGGGUGGAGGUGCGCCUCGGCGGCGCCUUUGGCGACACGCCGCCGGGCGGUGAAGACCGCGCUGGUGGGGCAGAAGGCGAGGGCGGUGGCGGGGCAGGCGGCGAGGGCGCUGGUGGGUCAGGAGGCGUCCGGGGUGGCGGCGCGGGCGGCCGCAGGCUGGCGGCGGACGGGACGUCGGGUGACGGCGGCGGCGGGUCAACGGAGGCCGUGGAGGAGCUGGGUCCGUGGGGCGCGGUGGCGUCACGGCUGCGGCUGCUGAGGUGGCCGGCCGAGCUGCUGCAGGUCCACCCCUACGACUGGAGGCUCAACCCGUCUGCAUGGCGGCGGCCGGGCGGCGACUUCGCCCGCCUCAAGGAUACCAUUGAGCGCCUGGUGGCGGCUGCCGGCGGGCGGCGGGUGGUGUUGUACGGUGUGAGCCUGGGUGGCAGUUACGCCGCCGCCUUCCUGGACACGCGGGCGGCGGGGGCGGCGGCGCUGGGUAUCACCGAGGCCUGGAAGGCGGCGCACGUGGAGCGCCUGGUCACCAACUCAGGCGUGUGGGAGGGCACUGCCCACUCUGUGUGGGACCUGCUGUCGGGGCGGCUGGAGGGGCUGGAGCAAGUGCUGGGCCGGGACGCAGUGAGGCGCCUGGUGCGGGGACUGCCCGCGCUGACCUGGACGUUUCCGGCGCCCGGGUUCACGGCUCGGAGGUCCGAGUCGCAGGCGCGGGCUGGCGAGGAGGUUGUGCAGCAGGUCAACGGAGGGGAGGAGGCUAAGCCCGAGGCCGAGCAGGAGGAGGUGGAGGAGCAGGAGGAAGAGGAGGUGAAGGAGGAGGAGGAGGAGGAGGAUGAUGAUGAUGAUGAUGAUGAUGAGGAGGAGGAGGAGGAGGAGGAGUUGGAGGAGGAGGAGUUGGAGGAGGAGCCGGUGCUGGUUGUCAACAGCGCCACAGGCCGCAAGUACACCGCCUCCCAACUGGGUCAGGCGCUGCGGGACGCGGGCGGUGAAGAGGCCGCCGUCUUCUGGGAGACCGCCCUUCCCGACAUGAGCCCGGCCGCACCCAACGUAACCGUGUACUGCUUCUACUCGUACGGCCUAACCGCGCCCGUACAGCUGUCCUUUGCCGCCGCCGACUUCGUCAGCGACGCCCGUCCCGCAGUACUAUACGGCAAUGGCGACGUAACCGCGCCGUACGAGUCGUUGGCGGCAUGCCGGCGCUGGGCUGCGGCACAGCCGGCGGGUACGGCGCCCGUGCACGCGGUGUCGUACUUCGGCAUCGUGCAUGCACAGCUGACUUCGGUGCCGGCGGCGCUAGACGACAUUGUGGCUGCGGUGGCCGUGGCUGGUGCGGGGUGACCGCGAGCCCGAGGGCGCGGAGCCGCUUUGCGAUUUGGACCCAUGCAUUGGACGGACAUGUGUGUGACGCAAGGGGCCUGACUAUUACCUUGACUAUUGCCUUCACGCCUGUCUUCAUGGUAAAGGUUUUGACGUGCUGACGGCUUGGCACUCGGUAAUGCACGGCUGCCACGGCAGUUGUGUGGCAGUUGGCUGUACCAAUCGGCGUUGUGUGUCGGGCUUCGGGCGUACGACGGAAGUGGAAGUGGGGCAGGGCUCUUGUCAGGGACUGGCCCCGACUGCUAGGGUAAUGAAUGGAAGGACUACUGAGUGGGUGUAUUCAUGCUUUGUUGCGCUCGGGCGCAACCCGUGUACUGAGGAUGGCUUGGCCAGAUGUGCAGGAAGGUGAUUGGUUGGGAGUGUGGUUCUGUGUACGUCCAUGCGGCGUUGUGUACUGCAGGGUGUCAGGAUGACAAGUAAGUGUUCCCCGGUCACGGGAAAAGGGGCUGAGCCCACACGGGUAUGACGCCGGUCUGAAGAGGGGCAAAAACGUGUCCACACGUGUUUCUCCACGCUCGCGUAGACUUAGCCUCCCUCUUUCAGGAAUUAACUUAUAUGACAUAUAAGGAUGCAAAAGUUUGACUCCCUUCGCAUUCUGCGAGGGUGGCUGUCACCACAUUUCGCGAGGCAUGCUUUCGCCAGGGUCGCACUCUGAAGCCCGGGAGCAUGUUUCUAGUCUCCUUGCAUGUAUGUUUGAUGACGGCAACAAUAAUUGGCAUCAAAGCGCGGUAAUUGCGCAGACUUGAGAAGCCUGUUCACCGCGACGUCACCGAAUAGGCCGCAAACAAAAUAUUUGAGGUCUCUAUAGUAUCAAGGUGAUAAUUGCAGAACGUUGGUAGCUGAUUCGGAGGUCGGCCUGACGACCGUCGCCGACCGUGCCAAGCUGGGCGGAACGCAUCCCCCGGACGCCACGCGAGCUAGACCAGUCUAGGCCGUGUCGGGUAGUGCCUGACCUAUAGCCGGAGUUUGGGGACCGGACGACAAGGCCAAGGCAGGUAACCAGGCUGUGCCGUUUGACCCCUCUCC